Camellia sinensis is the source of this 2277-nucleotide messenger RNA. It is a transcript of the gene ABCG5, whose product is annotated as ABC-2 type transporter family protein. Gene Ontology annotation, molecular function: ATP binding; ATP hydrolysis activity; ABC-type transporter activity. Gene Ontology annotation, biological process: transmembrane transport. NCBI's taxonomy places the organism in Eukaryota, Viridiplantae, Streptophyta, Magnoliopsida, Ericales, Theaceae. Gene Ontology annotation, cellular component: membrane. The record is from RefSeq and is a predicted model, not a curated record.
CCAAAACACAGCAAAUACAGUAACAGCAACAAGAAGGGCACGUGAACUAUAUAAACAACUUUUUGAAUUGUAGCCAAAGCAAUAAUAACUUAACAACAUAAACAUAGAAACACAGAAAAGAGAGUAUUAUUGGUACUUCACAACUGAAGCUUGAGAAAGAAACAAAGACACAGAGAGAAAGAGAGAGAGCUUCUUCAAUGGAGACACAAGGUUGUGAGAUUGAAGCAAUAGGUAUCAACUACACAAUCUACACACAAAAAACACAACACCCUUUUAAGUUCUUUCACAAUCAACAAGCAGAAAAAGAUGUAGAAUUGCAGUCACAACAAUCCAAAGUUCAAGACAUGAGCAGCCCCCGAGUCCGGCAUGUCCUAAAAGGCGUGAACUUCCAAGCAAAACCGUGGGAAAUCCUUGCCAUCAUGGGCCCGAGUGGUGCCGGAAAGUCAUCUCUACUCGAGAUCCUCUCCGGCAAACUCACACCACAAAGCGCAUCCAUUUUUGUCAACCAAAAGCCAAUUGACAAAGCCCGGUUCAAGAAAAUUUCAGGCUAUGUCACCCAAAAGGACAUACUUUUCCCACUCCUCACAGUUGAAGAAACCUUAAUGUUCAGCGCAAAACUCCGGUUAAGGCUACCUCAGUCCCAGUUGAGCUCAAAAGUCAAGUCAUUGAUUCAAGAACUGGGACUAAGUCAUGUAGCUGCGGCACGAGUCGGCGAUGAUCGGGUACGAGGGAUCUCCGGUGGAGAAAGACGACGAGUUUCAAUUGGUGUUGAUGUUAUACAUGACCCUAAAGUGUUGAUUCUUGACGAGCCCACUUCUGGGCUUGACAGUACAUCAGCGCUACAGAUCAUUGACAUGCUCAAGAACAUGGCUGAAACUAGGGGUCGGACCAUAAUUCUCAGUAUACACCAACCCGGGUUCAGAAUUGUGAAGUUGUUCAACUCCAUUCUUUUGUUGGCUAAUGGCUCUGUUUUGCACCAUGGAACGGUUGAUCAGCUCAGCGUGCAGCUGAGGCUGAUGGGUUUGCAAAUUCCUCUUCAUCACAAUGUCGUUGAGUUUGCAAUUGAAUCCAUUGAAGCAAUCCAACAACAACAGCAAUCACUGCACCAAGAAAUACAACAACCACAGUUGCCAUCAACACUACCACAACAACACAAGGAAGAUGAUGAUGAAGGUGAGUGUAGAAGCAGUAAGUGUACUCUACAACAACUCUUUCAACAAUCUAAAGUGAUCAAUGAAGAAACCAUUGAUGUUGGAAUCGAUUUUCCUUGUGGUUUUGCAAAUUCUAGAUUGGGAGAAACCUUAAUUCUCACUCAUAGAUUCUCGAAAAACAUAUUUCGAACCAAAGAGCUCUUUGCAUGCCGAACAUUUCAAAUGUUGGUAGCUGGGUUCAUCUUGGGUUCGAUCUUCUACGAUCUAAAAGAUGAUCUAGCCGGAGCCGAGGAAAAGGUAGGCCUGUUUGCAUUCAUAUUGACAUUUUUGUUAACAAGUACAAUAGAAGCUCUACCAAUUUUCUUGCAAGAGAGGAAGAUACUAAUGAAGGAGACAUCUUGUGGAAGCUAUAGAAUCUCAUCAUAUGCCAUAGCCAACGGUCUUGUUUACUUGCCAUUUCUACUCAUAUUGGCCAUCUUGUUUACAGCACCACUAUAUUGGCUAGUUGGACUAAAUCAGAGUUUCAUGGCAUUCUUGUACUUCUUGUUGUUGAUUUGGCUAAUUCUCUAUACGGCGAAUUCAGUUGUGGUGUGUUUUAGUGCUCUGGUGCCUAAUUUCAUCAUCGGAAACUCGGUGAUCUCUGGUGUGAUGGGUUCGUUCUUUUUGUUCUCCGGCUACUUCAUAUCGAAGCAUGGGAUGCCAAGUUAUUGGAUUUUCAUGCAUUAUAUAUCACUGUUUAAGUACCCAUUUGAAGGGUUCUUGAUAAAUGAGUUUUCUGGUUCAGGGAAGUGCUUGGAGUACAUGUUUGGGAAAUGUGUGGUGAGUGGUGAACAAGUGCUUAGAGAGGAAGGGUAUGGAGAGGAAAGCAGAUGGUGGAAUGUUGUUAUCAUGGUGUGCUUCAUUGCAGUGUACAGGUUUAUUUCUUAUGUCAUUCUUAGGUGUAGAUGCUCGCAGAGGGGCCUUAAGGGUGCUUUUCUUUGACUAAACAUGUAGUAAUCUCUAAGGGUUAUGUAUUUUUUGCUGUACUUUUUUUUUUUUCUUCUCUUUCCCCAAUGCCAAUAAUAAUUUGGCAAGUAGAGAACUUGGUAAAUCAUAAUAUGAAAUCAUCUUUGUCUAUAGUCUACAA